AUGUCAUACUUUAGUUAAAAGCCUAACAGCUUUUUAAACAACAACAGCAGUGAUUUAAGAAGAGAUAUUGCUAUGAACGAAAUAUUUGAUUUAAAGGGAAAAUAGAAUCAUUAAUCUUCUUUGUUUGGAAGUAAUUUAUCUCAGUUUACUGGGAGUACAGCAGAGAGAAGUUUUUUAAAUUUAAAUGUUAGAGAUUCAAUUACUGCAGAAAAUAUUAAAUACUAGACUUAGCCAUAGAAUAUCAGCAUGUUUAAUAGUAAUAUUGCAGGUCAUAAUACAUACUCUCAAACAUCACAGCUAGCCUUCAAGUAGCCUACAUAAUAAUCAUUUUUAAAUUAUGAUAGCUUUAAUAACAAUAACCCAUCCCCAAACAAGGUAGCAUCUAUGUAAUCCUAGUAGCACCAAUAAAUUUCUUUUUUUGAUAUUGAUUUUGAUAAUGCAGAGGAUGGCACUGAUAACUUUUAUUACAGUUCCAAUUUUCAUGUGCAUUAAAACGAACUAAGAUCUAAUGCGAGUUAACAAUCUAAUAAACUAUAAUUAUAAAAAUUUAAAUAAGAGAUAAAUGGUUUAUUAUCUAACGAGAAUAGCAGAUAACCUUCAAGUAGAGAAAAUCAGGCAGACUAUUUCUCUAGUAAUUUAUCAAAUAAGAGAAACAAUUUUAGAUCUGUGGAUGGUUUAUAUGAAAAUCAAUAUUAAUAAAUUGGAGUAUACUCUCAUGAUAAUUCUUCAAAAGCUGCAGAUAGUCAGUUUGUAGGUUAACAAGGGACUAAAAAUUAUUAUAAAUUUUCAAAUUUAGUAGGGAACACUAGCUACUAGAAACCAUAAUAUGAAAAUCAUAGUUUAAUGCUAGAAAAUACAGAUGAUAGUUUUAUUUUUAGCAAAGAUAAAAUGAAAAAAAAUUCUAGAAGUUCAUCUAUCUUAGGUGAUAAUCUGUUUUCUACUUAAAACUAAUAAUACGAUUUAAAUUCAAGUUAUAUAUAACCUCAUAGCGUUUAGAACACUGUUAGAAGUAGUUUGCUUACAUUAAAUUCCAAUUCAAAUUAAUCAAUUAACUAAGGCUUUAGAUAUAGAACUCAAUAUUAGAAUAGCUCUGAAAGUAAAAAAAAAAACGAAUUUGAAAGUAAUUCAAAAGAUGGAGGUUAUAAGGUAGGCUAAGAUUUUGCAAAAAAGCUAAGAUUACAAAAAUGUGAAAGUACAGGUGAUUUUUAAGUGAGCUAGUUUUAAUAAACUUAAACAAAAUCUCCACUAUCAAAUAAUGCAAAGAAUUAAAGUUUAUAAUAAUAAAAUCAAAAUAGGAGCUAAAUUACUAAUGCUGAUCAAAAUUAAGUCGGAGUUUAUAAAUAAGGUUCAUAAAAAUAAUAUUAACAAAAUAAUUCUAAAGCUUAAACAGAGGAAAGUACUAUUUAUAUCCCUACAUAAGAAACAAAAAGCUCUUACAGCACUCAUAAUUUUGAUUCUACUGAGUCUGCUGAAAAAAAUCAAACAUAGAAAGAGGAUCAAUAAAAUAAAAUGAGUCAAAAUAAUCAAUUUUCCAAAUAAUGGGAAGAACUAAAUUCUUUUAAAAAGAAUGCAGCACAAGAAGAAUAAAAAAGUAAAGAAUUAACUGAGAAAUUAAUUUAAGGUGGCUCUACUUCAAAAAUCGACUUCAAAUCAAUAAAAUUAUCACGCACUCCCCUAUAAACAAUAGACAUAAAAUAAUAAUUAGCAAAUAUUGAUUAAAAAGCAAAAUUAGAAGCCUAUGGAGAAUCAAUGUAACCUCCAGAACUGACUAAAGUAGAAUAGUUUGUUCCAUAACUCCUUUAAAAAAAUUCUAUUAUUUAAAGUAUAAAAACACCAUCAAACUAAGAUGAUCGAUAACAAUAAACUUGUUAAGGAGAUUAAAAUACUGAAUAAAAAUCUAAUCAAAAUAUGAACACAAACAAUGAAAGUAUAAAAUAGAAUGAUGAUAGUAUAAACGAUAACAAAAAAAAGUAAUCUUCAACUAUUAAUAAUUAGAAAAUAAACAUUUAAUAAAAUGAAUAAAAGAAAAAUGAUCAACCAACUUAAAAGGGAAAAAAUUAGAUAGAGGAAAAUAUUAAUUAAAAAAAUAUAAGCAAAGUCUAGUAAUAAGAGGAAAUUGUCAAAUAAAGCUCAACAACUUAAGAAUAAAGUUAAAAAUUAGUAGAAAUUAAGUCAAAAGAAUAAAAUAAAAAUGAAAUUAAAACUUAAAAUUAAGCUAAAGAUAAACCAAUUAAAAAUCUAGUUCAAGUUUAGCAAAAAAAAGAAAAUUAAGAAAUUAAUGAGGUAGAAACUGUUAAGAAAUCUAAAAACAAUAAUGUUAUUGAGAAAAUAGAAUAAUCACAUGAAGAAAAGAAUUAGCAGAGUGAUAAAGAUUAAACUUAAAAAUAAAAUGCAACAACUAAAAACUAAUAAAAUUAGUAAUUAAUUACAUAAAAAACUUAAAAUUAAGACGCACUGGAACAAAAGCCUAAAUCUGAAGCUGAAAAUCCUAGUAAAAAAUAACUUUAAAUAAAUUUAAACAAUAAUUAAAUAAAAUAAUAAAACACAGAAAAUGCAUCUGCAUAAAACUCUUCAAGAUAGUAAGUUGAUAUUUAAGGAAUAGUUUAAAAUAUUAGAUCUAUUAAGGAGGAUUUAAAGCAAAAAAGAAAUAAUAGGAAUGCUUAAGAAGAAAAUGUAAGCAAAAGUAGUGCAAAUGUAUUAUAAACUGAUCCUUCCUCCACUCCUUCUUUUUAACUUGCCACUUAGUAGCUACAAGAAUUCAGUUAGAUCAAUUAAAAAGAGAAUAACUCUCAUAUCGAAUCAUUAAAAAAUGAAAUAUUUUCAGAUUUUGGAAAAAAAGGUAAAGAAAUGGAGCAACAAGAUUUUCCAAUGAUUGAAGAAGAGUAGAUUUAACCAGAAAAUUAAAUUUUAAUUGAAAAUAAUCUAAAUCCUUAGAAGAACAAAAAUAAAUUCCAAAUGGAUGUGAUAGAAGAAGAAAUAAGAACAAAAAAUACAAGUUAAGAAUAGAUAAAUACAAGAACCUCUAUAAUGUCAUUUGUACAAGAUCAAAAUGCCUAAUAAGUUGAAGAAGAAAAUUAAAUCGAAGUUAGUUUUAAUGGUAUGAAUAAUGACAUGGAGUAUGUAAGCAACCAAAAUAUUAACGAUGAGCAAACACCAUCAGCUAACAAUGAAAACCAAGUUUUUGCUUUAGAGGCUGAGUAUAGUGAUGGAGAUUAAUUAGAAAAAUGUAAUGAAAUUUUAUAAAAAGAACUUUCUCUAGAUCUUAUUAUGAAAUACUAAUCUCUUCUAAACGAAGCAAGUAGAGCUUCAGUUAAAAAUCUGCCUCUUCAGUACACUAAAGAAAUGGUCAACUUAGCAUAUUGUAUAUUACAAACAGUUAGAAACUGCUCAUAAAUUCCAAAAGAUUCAGACGAAGAUCAAGAAUAACAAUUUUGA
Molecule: messenger RNA, 3435 nt
Organism: Tetrahymena thermophila SB210
Lineage: Eukaryota; Ciliophora; Oligohymenophorea; Hymenostomatida; Tetrahymenidae
Exons: 7
Source: RefSeq, a predicted model, not a curated record